AUGUCACUGUGGAUUCGUCCUGCUUCACUUUUCCCUCGAUUCGUCGAGGAGGCCAUGCGAGAUUUCCGUCAUAUGGAACGAAUGAUGUUCGCUCCGCUGAGUCGUGUGAUUCCUAGUGAAACCGUUUCGGAGGCUGCGACAACUGAAAUGGUCAACAAUGAGUCCAAGUUCGCAGUAACGAUUGAUGUGUCAAAGUUUAAACCAGAGAACCUGAAAGUGAACAUUGAUGGUCGGCAAUUGACCAUCGAAGGCAAGGAGGAGUCCAAGGAAGACAACAAUUAUUCCAUGAGGUCUUUCGUUCGCCAAUGGGUGCUGCCAGAGAACGUUAAUCUGGAGGCCAUUCGUUCGUCACUGUCCGACAAUGGUCGACUUUCCAUUGAAGCGCCAAAACUGUCAAAGCCAACGGAGUCCGGAAGAAGCAUUCCUAUCGAACGAGUCAGUGAGAAGCAAUGA
Cooperia oncophora is the source of this 453-nucleotide messenger RNA. NCBI's taxonomy places the organism in Eukaryota, Metazoa, Nematoda, Chromadorea, Rhabditida, Trichostrongylidae. The record is from the annotation of a GenBank genome assembly.